CGUCUCUCUUGUUCCUGCCUGAGUGGGCUGAAGCGGAGGCAGGUGCGGAAGUGGCUGGCAGUGGAAGGCGAGGCGGCGGCGGAAGAAGAAGAAGAAGGAGGAGGCGGCGGCGAGAGAACUCAAGCUAAUUGGGAGGCUGGUUUAUUAAAGAAUAUGGCGAGAUCUGAAGGAAAAGGAGUGAAUCUGAAGGACAAACUAGAGGGCAAUGAAUUGGACCUCAGCUUGUGUGACCUGAAUGAGGUGCCAGUUAAAGAGCUGGCAGGACUUCCAAAGGCAACUAUUUUGGAUUUGUCUUGUAACAAUCUUACUACAUUACCUUCAGACUUCUGCAGUUUGACCCAUCUGGUGAAACUGGACCUCAGUAAAAACCAGCUUCAGCAACUACCUUCAGACUUUGGUCGUUUGAUCAACUUGCAACACCUGGAUCUGCUGAACAAUCGAUUAGCUACUUUGCCAGUCAGUUUUGCCCAACUCAAGAAUCUGAAGUGGCUGGAUCUGAAGGACAACCCCCUUGAUCCUAUGUUAGCUAAGGUGGCUGGAGAUUGCUUGGAUGAAAAGCAGUGUAAGCAGGCUGCCAUCAGAGUACUGCAGCAUAUGAGGGCCAUUCAGUCUGAAUUAGAUCGCGAGAGACAACGAAAGCUGCAGGCAGAGCGAGAGCUGGAGAAGAAGCGUGAAGCAGAUCGGAGAGCAAGAGAAGUCCAAGAGAGGGAAUUACGUAAGCGAGAGAAAGCUGAAGAAAAAGAGCGCCGGAGAAAGGAAUAUGAUGCCCUGAGACUUGCAAAACAGGAAGUGACAACACAACCAAAGAAAGAAACGGAACUCUCAGUUUCCCACCCAUCACAUGCACCCCAACACAAACGCUCCUGGUCCAGAGUCUUAGUGAAGAUACUGCUGCUUCUGCUACUAGGUGCCUUGAGUACAUUGGCUAUUUGCAGGAUUACGGAGCUGCAGCACCAACCUGCCUGCAUUAGUGUGAACAUGCUCUAUGAAGAUACACUAACCCUUUUACAAAGCCGUGAAACUCUUCAGAAUAUACUGCAGCCAAACUCACAAUAAUAACACUGUCUCGGCUCUGGAGGACUAUUCCUUUGACAGUAUCUCCUGCUGGUUUUACAUCAGCACAGCUAGGAUUCCUAUGGAAUUGAGCUCUGAAAAUUGCUGACAAGUCAUUGAGCAUAGCCUACAUCAACAGAGCAGAACUGCCAGUAUCUCCCCCCCUUCCAUUCCUAACGUAAAUGAGAACUUAUUUUUCUCCUCCAUAGCGGAGUGUUUUCAGGGCUGCAGAAUGCAGGCUAUUGGUCUCUAAAGUAGAGUUCAUUUCCUUAACAGCCUGCCAUGAAAUCCAUUUUGUCAUUUUAAGAAACUUUUAUGUAUAAUCCUUGAAUGUUAUUGCUACUGCAAGUACGUGCUAAUUUGGAGAAUUAGUACUACACUACUAUACUGAUACAGUGGAGAGUGAAGCUGAUGACAUAUAGGUUAAUGGUUCAUAACUAAUGCUCAACAGCUAUAUUUUUGAUCUAUGGGCGGAAAUACUGUAUGUUGUUUUUAUAUAUUGUAGUUGCUGACUGAACAGUGUUGUGGAAGUUCUGACUGUACGUCUACAUCUCUUAAAAUCUGCCUCAUUGUAUCUUUGUUGUAUCAACUAGGCAGUGUGCUGGCAAGGUCUUGUGAAUUCUGCAACACAAAAAUUAGGAAAUAAUGCAUUAUUUUAUUAAUAAUGUAAUUUUUAAAAAUAAGAAUAUAUUUUUACAUUCUGAAUUGCUUACAAACAAUCUGGAUGCAGUUCUGUCCAUGUUCCCAAGUGAUAUUUCUUAUAUGUUAGCUCACAUUGAGAAAUGUCACAUUAGUCGUUUCAAAAAUUUAUCUAGCUGGCAUUGCUUUUUUAGUUACUGACUUCACCUGAAGACUAAGCAGCCAGUUUUCCUUUUCUCUGGCCCUUAUCCCAAGACUCAACUUGUACUGCUGUUGUUUUGGUCACAAAUAUAUAUUCUGUACACAUUUUUCUGACAAGAGGCUGUAGUCCUAAGAAAUCCUAUGUCUUAUUACCUUUAAGGCUAUGUAAGACCAGAGUGACUAAACACUGCAGGCUUUGUUUGGAGGCACUUACAAGGUAAACUUAUCUCAAGGGCAACAAUAGAGGAAGUACAUUUCAUGUUUGAACAUUUACUUGGGCUUAUUUGGGAUGCUGGGGUUGUGCAAAAGAUGCUUAGUGAGGAUGUUACUUACCAAUCUUACUAAGUAAUAGGAAUAGUCUUGCACAUCUGUUUUGGGGGUGGGAGGAGACCUCUAGUGGGCUGCAACUCAGAAUACCUUUCCUUUAGUAAUUGCUGUUUAUUAAAUGCUUCAAGUGCAUAA
This is a messenger RNA of Sceloporus undulatus (fence lizard), 2355 nucleotides long. RefSeq names its product leucine rich repeat containing 59 (gene LRRC59). NCBI's taxonomy places the organism in Eukaryota, Metazoa, Chordata, Lepidosauria, Squamata, Phrynosomatidae. The record is from RefSeq and is a predicted model, not a curated record. Bases 154 to 1056 code for a protein of 300 amino acids. Gene Ontology annotation, molecular function: protein binding. The transcript is spliced from 8 exons.